This is a messenger RNA of Callithrix jacchus (white-tufted-ear marmoset), 9648 nucleotides long. RefSeq names its product ceruloplasmin-like. Lineage: Eukaryota; Metazoa; Chordata; Mammalia; Primates; Cebidae. Gene Ontology annotation, cellular component: plasma membrane. Gene Ontology annotation, biological process: iron ion transport. Gene Ontology annotation, molecular function: oxidoreductase activity; copper ion binding. The record is from RefSeq and is a predicted model, not a curated record.
GGGGAGAAAUGCCAAAUGUGGGUGAAGGGGAGAAGCAAAGCAAAGCACACUGCCAUGUGUGUACCUGCGCAACUGUCUUGCAUGCUCUGCUCAUGUACCCCAAAACCUAAAAUCCAAUAAAAAAUUUAAAAAAAAAAGAGAUGUCCUUGGAAAAAGUGAAGCGCCCUCUAAUAUUUAGGCAAAAUGACCCUACUCAUAAAGGUACUGCAAAAAUCAACAGUGAAAUAAAGGACUUGAUAUUGUGCUCUCUUACAGCUAUGUCAACAAAAAUUGUAACAUUCAAAGCCAAACAUUUUGGAUUGUUCAUUCUUGGUUCAUUUUAAGAUUUGGCAAAGACUUACAAACCUAAUCAAAAUUGUAUUAAAUAUUAGUUUGAGCCACAAUAACUGCCAUUUUUAAUAAAUUUUAAACAGUGAGAUUUAACAUAAGAUAAAAUAAGCUUUUUUUUAUUGGUUUCAUUUCUCAAGAUAAAAUCCUAACACAAUAUUUUGGUUUGCUUGCAGUUUCCAAUGGAUUGUUUUUAAGUACAUAUUUUUAAUAGCAAUUAUCUUUGGUUAUUUUAUCUACAUUUGGAUUUACAAUGGCAUUGGGAAGGCAAAAAUGAAACUCACCAACCACUUGCAACAUUGCUUCAAUGGAAAAAAGUCAUUCUGAGGUCCAAGUGAUGAAUUACUUGCAAAUAAAUUUUUGCAGUCAACCUAUAUUUUUCUUUUUAAGCUAACAGUAUGCUAAAAAGUUGUGAUUACAACAUACUGUAGAUGUUUUUAAUAGAAACACAUUCAGCACUUUGGGAGGCCAAGCAGGAGGUUCACUUGAGUUAAGGAGUUCACAGUCAGCCUGGGCAACACAAGACGACCUUGUCUCUACAAAAAAAGUUAGCUGGGUGUGGUGGUACAUGUUUGUAUUCUCAGCUACUUGGGAGGCUGAGGUGGGAAGAUUACUUGAACCCAAGAAGAAUGAAACAAAGCUAAAGCUAUAAUUGGUAAAGAAUAAAACAAAGCUAGAGCCAUAAAAUGCAGUCAGGGAAUGCAUGGUUAUUUAUGAGAUUUGGACAAUGUUGAUGUUUCUCAUGGAUAUUGUAAACCAAAAAUAAAAUUGUAAGGCCCCUCCUAACCAUCUGAAGGGACUUCCUCCUUAGCCAGGGAUCUUUUAAAAUUUUACCUGGAGACUGUUUCAGGGCUUGACAGGCAGCAGGGUGUUGGACAUGCCUCAUUGUACCUAUCAGCAUUAAUAUCAACACAGACUUUAAGUCUGGUAAGAAACAUUUUACAAUCUGUUGUCUCUGAAGCCUACUACCUAAAGGCUUUCUUUGCAAAUAAGAACUUGGGUCUCCACAAUUCUUUAUCUUAUCCCAGACCUGUCUUUCUGUUGAUCCCAGGUCUUUAGACAAACUUAACCAAUUGUCAACCAGAAAAUGUUUAAAUUUACUUAUAGCCUGGAAACCCCUAUUUCUAAUUAUCCUGCCUUUCUAUCCAAACCAAUGUAUUUCUUAAAUGUAUUUGAUUGUUGUCUCCUGCCUCCAUGAAAUGCUAUAAAACCAAGCUGCACCCUAACUUGGGCAUGUGUUCACAGGACUUCCCAAGGGCUGUGUCAUGGGCUAUGGUCACUCAUGAUUCAGAAUAAAUGUUUUAAAAUAUUUUAGAGUUUGAGUCUUUUCAUCAACAAUAAUCAGACAUUUUUCUGGAGUGGUAUUGUUUUUUUCUGGCUCCAUCAAGGUCACAGAGUGGUGCUGUCUGAUGUUGAUGUUCUGGGAAAUGGUUUAUGCCCAAGCAGAGGACACCAGGGCCUAGCUGUGAGUGCCAGGGCAGCUCUUAGUUGGGCAAAACAUAGCCACUAGUACCAGGACAGCUGGAUGUCAGGGGCUGCUUUAGUCUUCUUAUUGUUCUUCAGUAUCUUUCCACUGUUCCCUUCUAUUCCUUGCUUUAUGGGCCUCAAGCCCCUUGUGUAGUCUAUCCCAUAUUCCAAAAGCUUGUGAUGUGCAUAGCCUUAAACUGUGAAGGACUCGGGGCUCCAACUGAAGAGGAACUUUCUGUCCCAGCUGCUAGCUGCUCUACUUAUUUAUGUUUUUCUUACUGGUUGAUAGUUUUUCAUGGAAUAACUUUGAUUACAAGGCAAGGAGUUUAAUAGUACAGCAUCCACCAGGCCUUAGGGCCCUGGUUUAAAUUCUGGCAAUAACACUUUACUGUUUUGGCUAGUUGUUUAAAACCAUCAAGUUCCAGUUUCUUUAUCUAUAAAAGAGAGCUUAAUAAGCGUCCCUUUCAGGGUUGCUGGCACAAUUAGAGCUAGUAUUUACAAAGGGGCUAAAGAAGAGCUGACUUUCAACAAAUGGUGGUUAAUGGUGGAAGUAAGACAAAGAAUGGAAAUGGCUCUACCAGUGACUGACAUCCUCCAUAGUGUCUUCAAACUCCCCAUCUUGCCCCAGCAUCAUUUAUAUCUAAUCUAUCAGCCUUGUUGGAAGAUAUAAUUAGAGCCAUAUAUUCUGAGAAAAACUGAGCAUUUGUAGAUAAUAAAGAAGUCUACACACUUAAACAAAGCCAAUGCUAUGACAGGUAGCAAGAAAGGAAUAGAAAAUUUGAUUUGGAAUCCAAUAAUCCAAAUUCCAAUUUGGAAAAAUGUGCAUUCUACAGUAAGUUACUUGACCUUUUGAGUUUUUGGUCUCUUAUGUACAAAAUGGGUAUAAGGAAGGGGUGGGGUUAAGGGAGAAACUGUUGGGAAAAUUACAUAAGGUAAUAAUUUUUAUUUAUAAAAUAUUUUCUAUAUAGCAAAGUUUUUACAGACAUAAGAUCCUAUUAUCACUAGUCCCUUAUGUACAUUUUUAUUUGCUCUAUUUAUUUCUUAAAUUUAUUUACAGUUCUAGUAUUUCCUCCAAGGUAUUUCCUCCAAGGUAUUUAAGCCUCACACCUUCAAGCUAAAUUCAACAAAGUUUAGCUAAGUAAACUUAUAGCUCUUGAGCUAUAACCAAGAAUAUAGUCAAAUGAUAGUGACCAACUUUAAACACUGCUGUAACAAAAGACUGAUCUGCUUAGGGCUAUGCAGGGAGGGACAGAAAGGACUGCAACAAGUAUUUCAUCUUGACAAGCAAUCACUUGACCUAAGAAAGAGUGCUUGACCCUUCAUCCUUCAACCAGGAAAACAAAAAUAGCAGCCAACUUUCCUAGUCAUCUGUUGAGAAGAACCGAGACAACAAAUAUUUACCAAUACCAUAUUCUACCUUUUUGAUUGUCCAGGAGCCGAGAGCUGACUUCUCCAUGUGCCUGCUCUGUGUCAAAGUAGAGGCUAGGUGCUCACUGGAGCCCUGAACUUUAAUGAUUAUUGCCCUGUGUUACAGAUAACAGGACUCUGGGUCAGGUAGUAAAUGGUGGAGUUGAACUGGAGGUAGAUCUACUUGAAUUGGAUAUAUGAGAUUUUUUGCACUUUUUGGGAUACCUUCUGCAGAAAAAAAAAAUGCUAGCUGAAUCAAUCCUUUGUUAUCUACAUUCUGGAGUAAAAUUAAUGUUCCUAUGAGAAUGAGAAAGAAGUCAUAAAAUGUUGGGAGGAAGGGUCUUUGAAAGUGCAUUUAAGGAAUCCCAUUCCUGCCUGGUGGGUAGGUGCUUUUACAGCUGCUAGUUCAGGCCACAGUGACAGGGAAGAUUUUAAGGUUCUUCCAUAUAUAGAGCUAAAUUUGUGGGCCUGUAGCUUCCAACUAUUCAAACCCAGUUGAAUUUCUUCCUUGAGGCAGAGAGCCCAUGUAUAAUCCUUUUCUCCUGUGACACGUUGUGUUUGCCUGGGGUCUUCUUGCCAGCCCUUUCAACUGUUUCUCAAAAGGUGUGGGAUGUAAAUCUCUUCUCUUGAAUCUUCUGUGGAUGGUUUCUCCCAGUGCCAAGGUCCUUUCAGGAGACCCAGCUUUUCCUAAUUCCUUUCAAGAUCUGCAGAUGACUUAAUAUCUGCCAAAGCCUGGGCUGUUCAUGUAAUUAACUGUGUAAACAAUCCUAAAUCAUGGAGCGUGAUCUACUCCUUGAGAGCUAAAGUAACCUUAAAGUGAGAUAAGAAACAUAUAUAUGGUUCAGCCCAAAGAAUCUGGUAUGUCUUUUAAACCAAAAUGCCACAUAUAUUACUUGCUACCUUUAUAUUUUAUCUCUUCAUCCAAUACUCCAACACUUUUUGGAGUAUUGACGUGUAGGGUAUGUGGCAUUUUCUUAAAUAUGUAUAGAUAUCUAUAUAUACUCAUGGGAAAAAAUAUACUUUGAUUUUUGUGUGUUUUGGAAAACAGGUUGGGUGUGGUGGCUAACAUCUGUAAUCCCACCACUUUAGGAGGCCUAGGCAGGUGGAUUACUUGAGGCCAGGAGUUUGAAACCAGCCUAGCCAACAUGGUGAAACGCUGUCUCUAUUAAAAACACAAAAAUUAGCCUGGUGUGGUUGCACACACCUGUAAUCUCAGCUACUUGGAGUCUGAGGCACAUUAAUCACUUGAACCCAGGAGGCAGAGGUUGCAGUGAGCUGAGAAUGCACUAUUGUAUCCCAGCUUGGGUAAGAGAGCAAAACUCUGUCUAAAUAAACCUAUAAAUUAUAGCACUUUUUUAUAAUUAAUAAUAAAUUAUAGUAUUUUUAUAUUAAUUUUUAUAUUAUGUGUAUUUUUAUAUUAAAAAUAGGAAAAGCUAUGCUGCAGUUAAAAUGAAAGAACUAGACUUCUAAGAGUUGACAUAAAAGACAUUUAAGACAUAUAGUUGAUGAAUAAAAGCAAGCUACAGAAUGAUACAUACCAUAUUCUUUUUAAAUUUUUAAACAAUUUUGUGGGUAUAUAGUAGGUGUAUGUAUAUGUGGGGUACAUAGAAUGUUUUGAUACAGGCACACAAUGUGAAAUAAACAUAUCAUGAAGAAUGGGGUAUCCAUCCCUUCAAGCAUUUUCCAUUGAGUUUCAAACAAUCCAAUUACAUUCUUUGUAUUAUUUUAUGUAUAGUUGUUACUAUUGACUCCAGUCACCCUUUUGUGCUAUCAAGCAGUAGAUCUUACUCAUAUACCAUAUGAUUGUGCUACCUUAAUGUUUCUAACCAUGGGUUUCUAAACCUAAAUCAGAGCCUUACUUUUGAAACACACUGUAGCUUUCUAAUUCUAAAAUCUCAAACAAUACCUAAUAGUAAUAGAUAUUACAAUACAUGAUGAUACCCAGAUCAGAUCAACGGCUUAUAAACACUCCUGCUCUUUCCUUACUUAUUGUAGCCUCUGCCAAGGCACUCUAUUUGUUCAAUAAAUGUAACCUUUAAAUUUAACAUUUCUUGAUAUCUCCAGGAAAUAGAAUAAAUGCUUCCUAAUCUAUAGGAGUUACAACCUAUUGGAGAAAAGUAAAUACCACAUGGACAUUCAAGCAAUAAUCUGAAGCAGGCUGUAGUUGGUUGACAGCCUGUGUUGCAGCUGGAGAAUUCAGAGAGGGGCAUGUUUGUGAGCUGAAAUGGUCAGGGAAGUCUUCACUGAGAAGGUAAAGUUUCAGUUGAAUCUUAAAGAAUGAGAAUGGGAAAAAUUUGGAUUAGCCAAAAAAAAGAGAGGCUGAGGGAGGGAAGAUCAGGCUGGGAAAUGGGCACAAAAAAGGUAAGUUCAGAAAGCAUAUUAUAACAAAAAAAUGAAAAGGAAGUAUUGUAAAUAACACCUGUUAAAUGUUGACUAUGAACCAGCUUCCUUGUGUGGCCCCAAGCUCCUCCACAAGAUGGCUGUCAUUGAAUUUACACAACUUCCUAACUGGGUAAGUAAUAUUAUUAUUUUAUAACUGAAGAAAUGAAGUUACCUAAUUACGCAUUGCUGAAAAGUGGCAGAGCUAAGAGUCAAACUCAGGUUGUCUGAUUCAGGUUUUCUGCGUUCUUUCCUGCCUCACACUGUGUUCCUAGGAAGACAACUCCCCAAAACGAAGGGAUCCUGUAAGUGAAUUUUGAGAAAAAAUGUGGAGUAUCAGAGAUACCAGAUUGGGGCCUAGAUUAUAUGAAUAGCCUUAAAUGCUAAGAAGUUUGAGAAUAACUUAAUGAAAGUCUUAUAUGACAAGAAAUUUUAAAUUAUCAUCCAGUAAUCCAGUAGAAAAACUUGAUAAAGGUAGCAUUUCAAGAAUUUUCUGGGAAUGGUACAUAGAAUGGACUAAAUAGUAAGAAAGUGGAGACUAGAGGCUAGACAGGAGAAUAUUUCUAUAAUUUAGGAAUAGAUAAUUUAUCAAGGGACGAUGGAUGAUGGGCAGCCUAACGAUCCAGUGUGCUGUGCAACAUUUCACCUCACUUGACAAUGAAAUCCAAAACCACUUGGAAUGCAAAUGACAUAUAUGUUAAUGAAGACAUAAUAAGCUCUUAUGUAACUUGAUGUAUGUAAAUACACACAAAUAUGUAAGCUUGGAUUAUAAAAGAUAGGCAAGCCCUACUCAGUUAGCUUCUCCAGGCUCAGACUUUGAAAAUGAGGAUGCUUUUACCAUUGACUUUUCUGUUUGUUAUUAGUUCUCCAGGUUGGGCAAUAGAUAGGCACUACUACAUAGGCAUUAAAGAAAUCAUUUGGAACUAUGCUCCUUCUGGUAAAAAUAUGAUCAAUGGAAAGGCUUUCUCUGAAGACCUAGAAUUUUUACAAGGAGGUCAAGCAAGAAAGAGCUUUAUUUAUAAAAAGGCUUUGUAUUUUCAAUAUACUGAUAAUACAUUUCAAAGGAUCAUUGAAAAACCAUCAUGGUUGGGAUUUUUAGGUCCAAUGAUUAAGGCAGAGACUGGAGACUUCAUUUAUGUACAUGCAAAAAAUAAUGCUUCAAGACCUUAUAGUUUUCAUCCUCAUGGACUCACCUACUCCAAAGAAAAUGAAGGUGCUAUGUAUCCUGAUAAUACGACAGGCUUGCAAAAGGAAGAUGACUAUCUGGAGCCAGGGAAACAAUAUACCUACAAGUGGUAUGUAGAAGAAAAGCAGGGACCUGGCCCCAAUGACAGUAAUUGUGUGACAAGGAUUUACCACUCACAUGUAGACACUGUAAAAGACGUGCCUUCGGGACUUAUUGGACCAAUUCUGACUUGUAAAAGAGGGACGCUGAUCGGAGACACUGAAAAAGAUAUUGACAGGUCUUAUUUUCUGAUGUUUUCUACAACUGAUGAAAGAAGUAGCUGGUAUAGUGAUGAAAAUAUUCGUGCAUUUACUGAAUCUGGCAAAAUCAACACUAGUGAUCCCAGUUUUGAGGAGAGCAUGAGUAUGCAAUCAAUAAAUGGAUACGUGUAUGGAAAUCUGCCAAAUCUCACCAUGUGUGCUGAAGAUAGGGUCAAGUGGUAUUUUGUUGGCAUGGGUGGCGGGGCUGACAUACACUCCAUCUACCUCCACGGACAAACUCUGAUCUCUCGGAAUCACAGAAAGGACACAAUUAUGGUCUUCCCCUCCUCACUGGAAGAUGCCUUCAUGGUGGCCAAGGGCCCCGGAGAGUGGAUGCUGGGAUGCCAGAUAUAUGAGAGUAUGCAGGCAUUUUUCAAUGUAAGUAAUUGCCAGAAACCUUCAACAGAUGUUACUGGGACACAUGUUAUACAUUACUAUAUUGCUGCUAAGGAAAUUCUCUGGAGCUAUGCUCCAUUUGGUAUAGAUUUCUUCACUGAAAAAAAUUUAACAGCAGUUGGAAGUGAAUCCAGGCUAUUUUUUGAACAAAGUCCAACCAGAAUUGGAGGAGCUUACAAAAAACUGGUUUACCGUGAAUACACAGAUGCUUCCUUCCAAACACAGAAGGCAGGAGAAGAACAUCUUGGAAUCCUUGGCCCUGUUAUUAAGGCAGAGGUGGGAGAGAUCAUCAAAGUCACUUUCUAUAACAAUGCUUCCCUGCCGCUCAGCAUUCAGCCUCAUGGACUGCAUUACAACAAGAGCAAUGAAGGUUCAUUCUAUGAAACACCUGGAGGAAGUGCCCCUUCACCUUCCUCACAUGUAAAUCCUGGCACAACAUUUGUCUAUACAUGGGAAGUUCCAAACUCUGUAGGUCCCACAUCCACGGAUCCCAACUGCUUGACCUGGUUCUAUUACUCUUCAGUAAAUGGGACAAGAGACACCAACAGUGGCCUUCUGGGGCCUCUCCUUGUAUGUAGAAAUGGAAGUCUUGGAGAGGAUGGCAAACAGAAAGGUGUAGACAAAGAGUUUUACCUACUUGCCACAAUAUUUGAUGAAAAUAAAAGUUAUCUUUUGGAUGAAAAUAUCAGAACAUUUAUCACAGAGCCUGAAAAUGUAGAUAAAGAAGAUCCAGACUUCCAAGCCUCAAAUAAGAUGUCCUCCAUAAAUGGAUAUAUGUAUGGAAAUCUGCCUGGACUGGAUAUGUGUUUAGGAGACACCGUUUCAUGGCACAUUUUUAGUGUGGGAGCAGAGGAAAAUUUACACGGGAUAUAUUUUUCAGGAAAUACCUUCACUUCUUUAGGAGCAAGAAAGGAUACAGAAACUGUAUUUCCUCAUAUUUCUAAGACACUUUUGAUGACACCUGAUUCUAUAGGAACUUUUGAUUUGGUUUGCAUAACAAUAAAGCAUAAUCUAGGAGGCAUGAAAAAUAAAUAUCAUGUGAGGAAAUGUGGGAAGCCAAACCCUGAUCAAACGCAAUACCAGGAGGAGAAAAUUAUUUACAUUGCAGCCGAGGAAAUGGAAUGGGAUUAUUCUCCUAGCAGAAAGUGGGAGAAUGAACUGCACCGCUUACAAAGAGAGAAACAAACGAGCAUGUAUGUGGAUAGAAAUGGAACACAUCUUGGGUCCAAAUAUAAGAAAGUCUUAUAUCGUCAAUAUGAUGAUAGCACAUUCAAAAAUCGAACAAAAAGGAGUGAAGAUGAAAAACAUCUGGAUAUACUAGGUCCAUUAAUAUUGGUCAAACCUGGUCAAAAAAUUCAAAUUAUCUUUAAAAAUAAAGCCUUAAGACCAUAUUCUAUUCAUGCUCAUGGAGUGAAAACAAAUAAUUCCACUGUUCUUCCAACUCAGCCAGGAGAGAUUCAAAUAUAUACUUGGCAGAUACCUGAUAGAACUGGUCCUACCUCACUAGACUUCGAAUGCAUACCUUGGUUUUACUAUUCAACUGUGUCUGUGGCUAAGGACCUUCACAGUGGACUGGUAGGCCCUCUGAUUGUAUGCCACAAAGACACCAACCCCAACAUAGUUCACCGUGUUCUCCACUUCAUGAUUUUUAAUGAGAACAAAUCCUGGUACUUUGAAGACAAUAUCAACACCUAUGCUUCAGAACCAAACAAAGUGGACAGGGAAGAUGAUGAUUUUGAACUCAGCAAUGAAAUGCACGCAAUUAAUGGAAGAUUAUUUGGAAACAACCAAGGUCUGACGUUUCAUGUAGGGGAUGUAGUGAACUGGUAUCUGAUUGGCAUGGGGGAUGAGGUUGACCUGCACACAGUUCACUUUCAUGGCCACAGCUUUGAAUACAAGGAUUGGGGAGUGUAUAGAUCUGAUGUUAACGACCUUCCUCCUGGGGUCUAUCGAACUGUAAAAAUGUAUCCAAGAGAUGUUGGAACCUGGUUAUUUCAUUGCCAUGUUAGUGAGCACAUUAGUGCUGGAAUGGAAAGCACUUACACUGUACUUGAAAGAAAAGCAUAAAUACUUGAUAUAAUAUGAAUAUUGACAAGCUUACAAGCCAAGGUAAAGCUGCCAAACAAGGAAAACUCCAGGAACCAAGGAGUCUGGGAGGAACCAGCUAAAGACUUUCAUGACAAUGUA